CGGCGGAGAGGAAGAGUCCACACCGGAACACCGAGCAGCGGAGGAGGGCUUCCACGGCGCCGUCAGCGCACGGAUAAAAAAAAAAAAAAAAAAACCUCGUCCGGAGCAGCAGCAGGCGGAGCCGCGUCACACCGCCUCAUCUCCAUCCUGACCUGCUGAAAACCACCAGGACCAAAAACCCGACUGGUUGGGGAUCUCGGAGCGCAAAACGACGAACGACGCGGUGUUGGAAACCUCCCCCCCCUCCCCUCCCGGACCAGGACCAGGACCAGGACCAGGGCCGAUUCUCCGUUUUCUAGCAGCCAGCUCGGCGCGGCGACACCAUGAAGGACCGUACGGCGGAACUGCGAAGUGCUAAGGACAGUGAUGAUGAUGAGGAGGUGGUGCAGGUGGACAGGGACCACUUCAUGGACGAGUUCUUCGAACAGGUGGAGGAGAUCAGAGGCUGCAUAGAGAAGCUGUCGGAGGACGUGGAGCAGGUGAAGAAGCAGCACAGCGCCAUCCUGGCCGCCCCCAACCCUGACGAGAAGACCAAGCAGGAGCUGGAGGACCUCACAGCUGACAUCAAGAAGACAGCCAAUAAAGUCCGCUCAAAAUUAAAAGCAAUCGAGCAGAGCAUUGAGCAGGAGGAGGGGCUCAACAGAUCAUCAGCGGACCUCAGGAUCCGCAAGACACAGCACUCGACACUGUCACGUAAGUUUGUGGAGGUGAUGACUGAGUACAACACCACGCAGUCCAAGUACCGCGACCGCUGCAAGGACCGCAUCCAGAGACAGCUGGAGAUCACUGGGAGAACCACCACCAAUGAAGAACUAGAGGACAUGUUGGAGAGUGGCAAGCUGGCCAUCUUCACCGAUGAUAUCAAAAUGGACUCUCAGAUGACCAAGCAGGCUCUGAACGAGAUCGAGACCCGACACACCGAGAUCAUCAAGCUGGAAAACAGCAUCCGCGAGCUGCAUGACAUGUUUGUCGACAUGGCCAUGCUGGUGGAGAGCCAGGGAGAGAUGAUUGACAGAAUUGAGUACAACGUGGAACACUCAGUCGACUACGUGGAGCGAGCCGUAUCCGAUACCAAGAAGGCCGUCAAAUACCAGAGCCAGGCUCGCAAGAAGAAGAUCAUGAUCAUCAUCUGCUGCGUCAUCCUGGGCGUGGUCCUGGCGUCAACCAUCGGCGGCACGCUGGGCUUCUGAGACGCUCCGCCACCUGCCGCUGUGACAACCGACACCGACCGACCGUCCGACCGCCAGCAGAGAAAAGAAACACCGACGACAACAACAACAUAAAAACUUGAAACACAAAUGCAAGACAGAUUACCAAUCAGCUAGGAAGAGAUAACAAUCCAAUCACAGAUAAGAGGAAACACCAUGGGGUUGGGUGGGGUUCAAAAAACAAAGACAAAAAAAAAAACAAUAAAAAAACGCCAUCACAUUAUAGCUGACUUAAUUACAUAACAUAUAUAAAAGAAGGUACAAAUAAACCUACUAUUUAUUACAGAUGUACAUGUAAAUGUAUGAACAUAUGAAGCAACACAUGGGUUAGCUACCUGUAAAAAAUUAUGACCUAUAAUAUGACAUUUACUUGUUUGUUUGUUUGUUUUGCCUUUUUUUUUCUUAUUUUUUAAAAGUUUCUUUCGUUUUUCGGGAGUCUCCGAGGACAGCGAUGGUGACUGCUGCUGGGUGGGAGUUCUACGGGACGAGCAUUCCAGAACCAACCUUUUAAUCUUUGUUAGGUUCUUUACAUUUAUUUCCCGGUAGAGGUUCUGGCACUGAGCACGUUCUGGAAUGUCAGAGUUCUUCACGAAAGAGCUCGGCUCUCCAAGUUAACUGUGAGAAAGAAAAAUAAUUUUUCGGUUCCGUCAGAACUUUCUGGAGCUCUAGAACUCUGUGCUGCAUUGUGGCACCAAGGGUUCUCAGAGCAGAGUGAGGUUCCGGAAUGCUGUUGGUGAUGCCACAGUGUUCCAGAAUGCUGUCGGUGAUGCCGCAGUGUUCCGGAAUGCUGUCCCGCAGGACGAGCACCCGCUGGUUUUUGAUAGAACCAACUUUGUCCCCUUGUUUCCGGGAGGGAGGGGCCGUUGGCUCGGCCGCCUCUUUAGUCCACCUCUCAUUGGUUGUUCACUCCUGUCAUUCACCUCAGUCAGCCCAUUAAAUUAGCUUAGACUGGCAAAGCCCAACCUGCCACGUGUCAUUUUUAAAUGAGGAAAGAGCGUGACACGCUGUCCACCAAACAGUUUCCACAGCCAGCCGAUCGGUUUGUGCCGGAGUGUGUGGCGGGUGUCACUGCGACAUGGCAGGUUUCAGCCUCCCCUUCUUGUGACAUCUAUCCAGCCAAAGAGCAGUGGGAGGGAGGGCCUCUGGUUUCCUGCUGAAUUUAAUUCGGAAACGUGACAUUUGACUGACAGGUGAAGGGUGGGAAGGAAGGGGGGUAGGAGGAGGAGGGUUUAACGAGGGUGGGAGGAGACGGACGGUCAAUCUAUGCAGUUUAGAAAUGAGGAAGACGACUCAUCUCGCCUCCCCCGCCCAUGGCAGCCAAUGAGGCUUGCCGUAACGCCGCUCAUCGGCGUCAUCGCUGUAGAAACAUGCCGGGGGCCAUCUCCAAGCUGUCACAGCUGUUCUUCCGGAAGAUUCUAAAAAUGAAGAGAACACAUUAAAAAGUAAAGAAGAAAAAUAACAUAAAACAUAAAACUAACAAACAAGCUAGAAAACAAACGAGACGGACAGAAAACGUAGAAAUCUGUGAAGAUGCUGGCGUGCCCUGGUCACCUGAGUGUCGUGAUUUUAUCUUCUUUUUGUUUCGUAAUGGGGAACGUUUGUUGCUUCGUUGUUCCGUGGUGCUGCUGUUUUAGUGCGUGCGUGACGUGUCCCGUGACGUAUCGGCCUGACAUCAUUUAGCGGUUACCGUUUAGUCCGUAUGGUUUGAUGCAUUCGCCUGUUUCCUCCCUGCAUCCCUCCAUCUCCUGCCUGAGUGUGAUCACACCAUUUAAAUGCCUGAGUUGCACAGGUGCUACUGAUCAGGAGAGGCUUUUCCUAUUGGUGGAUUUUCUCUGUGGAAGGUGGAACAUGUGACGCACACACAUUCACAUUCAUUCAUUCAUAACACGGCACAUGCAUGAACACUUCAUAUUAACACACAGUCACACUGGAAACUCCCCUGAACGUGCAUACCUUCCCACGUUACAUAUCAAGCCAGUGUAAGACUGGGUCGCUUAGCAUGCUGUAGCAUUAGCUUGUGUUCUGUGUAGGUCGUGUAGCUGCUGCUUGUUGGAGAGUAAUCACAACUUAUUCUGGUCUUUUUUAAUGUUUAAGACUUUUUCUGUGUGUCCAGAUCAGUGUCGGGGUGAGAAAUACCACAAGGAAGUCUUGACCCUGGCAAAAGAAGUUUGACCAAUUAAUCCCGACAGCUUUUUAAUCAGCGUCUUCAUCAGCAGUGCACUUGGAAUUUUUUAAAAAGGCUACUUGGUACAAUUAUUUUGUCAAACUCGGACAAUUUCAGCAAGUAAAGUAUUUUCAAUCUGUGCUUUGACAAAUAAAAUGCUGACCUCGACACUGGUCCGGAGUGGGAUGACACUCGCGUGUUACGUGUGUGUGUGUUGUAGAAGCAUGUUCUGUUUCGUUACUGUUCACGGUGUUCGUGUUGAGAAGUAGCACAGACAUGAGUGUCGCCCCAAACUGGACACACGGCGCGUCUCGAAGCUCCAGCUCAGUGCGGCGACUCCGGCUCGUCAAUUUUCGGGGUCUGUGAUACGGAGGAUCGUCGUGUUUGGGCUCUGUGAUACGGAAACUCGUCGUGUUCAGGCUCUGUGAUACGGAGACUCAUCAUGUUCGGGCUCUGUGAUUCGGAGACUUGGCGGCACCCGUUGAGGCCUGCGCCGCUGGACAAUCCCGCACCGUUACGAUCACUGUCGGGGCGACGAACACCACCUGAAACUCCACUAGAUCAGUCUACUACACUUGGUGUCAAAGCAAUAAAGUCAGUUUGUUAUAGUUAAGUUUUAUUUGGCCGUGUCUCUGCCCCUGGUGUGGCUGCAGAAUGGACAGAGUUUAAACUUGGAUGGACAUUAAAUCUAUUCAAGAGAUGCACAGCUGUGCUCAGUAAAUAUCUGGGUGUUUAAUAAAAAAAAGCCACUUUGCAGCUCCAUUGCUCUGGAUGGCUUCGCUCUGACAAGAAGCUAACGUUUUUUCACAAGUAUUUUUAGCGAACGAUCUAACGUGGCUAACAAUAUCCAGGACACGUUAGCGGCUCUGUCUCAGCGCAGACACAGGGACGCCAUCACUGCUUCGUUGUGUGUUUUCUUGGGCGUUGUAGUAGUUAGCGCUGUUAGCUGUAGAUGUCUGUGAUGCUGUGUCAUUAGAUGCUAGAUGAAAUAAAGAACAAGGACUUUUAGCUUCAGGCUGGAGAAGAGUGGAGGGAAGUGGGAGCUUUUAUUUUAUUCUUUGACUUCCCAAAACCAAAACCGUUUUCACCAAAGCUUUGCCAACACCACCAGCCCCUCCAGGCAGCAAAACCCAAUAGAUGUUUGUUCAGAUUGUCAGUAGAUUUAGAAUAAAUUAGCACUUUUCUCUGCUGUUGUGUUGUUCAUGGCUACAUUCUGUCUUGAUUCGUGGUUUUUAGACUGUAGUGCAGACACUGAAUCUCUCCACAAAAUGGAUUAAAUAUCAAACAAUAUUUCCAGCCGUAAACGUGUUCCUGGUGUCUCUGGACUCUCGGAGCUCGGUCCACAAACUAAACUGACUUGCUUGUUGAUUUUUGUUCAGAUACAUUUGACCUCCACCAAUCACAGCGCUUCGUUCAUCACCAUAACCUUUAGUUCGGUUACAUGUUCUCGUGGUUGUUGAGGUGACGUCACGGUCGUCGCGGCAGCCUUGCGAUGGUGGAUGAGAAUCAGCGAUGUGAGGAUACCGUUGUAGCACCAGCCAGCUUGUUGACACUGAUGUUGUGUGUGUGUGUGUGUGUGUGUGUGCGUGUGCGUGUAUUUUCUGUAUAAUUCCUGUCUGGCAGCCAUCCAUCAGGCCCCGCCGCCAUCCUCUCGGGAGACAAAACACAGACAAACGUUGACAAACGAAACCACUGAGACAAUUUAAACGACUCUGUUUGGUUGAGGACGUGUGUCAGCAUGUUUCGUCCCCUGUCCUUUUGUCUUCCCUCUUCCUGUUUGUGUCGUAAUUGUUUGUACGAAAAGACGACGUCGAGAAUCGGGAGUCUGCCCUUCCCCUCCCUGCAGACCUGCCCAUCCCAUUGUGUGUAAUGAUGAUAGUAAUAAUAAUAAUAAAAAAGGCAUGCAAAAGCGUUGUGGAGUUUGCAUGAUGGUGUUUUUUGUGCCCCACCCCGACCUGCCCUCCAUGUCGUGCACUUUACCGCCCAUCGGACCGACCUGGCUUUUUGUUUCUAAAAGUGAAACAUGUUGGCGUUAGCUACACCAACACAUGCUUUGUUUGUAACUGUAUUUUUACGCAGGUUGAUGUUUAAAUGUGAACCUGUGAAAG
This is a messenger RNA of Centropristis striata (black sea bass), 5480 nucleotides long. It is a transcript of the gene stx1b, whose product is annotated as syntaxin 1B. NCBI's taxonomy places the organism in Eukaryota, Metazoa, Chordata, Actinopteri, Perciformes, Serranidae. Bases 324 to 1190 code for a protein of 288 amino acids. The transcript has 10 exons. Gene Ontology annotation, biological process: exocytic insertion of neurotransmitter receptor to postsynaptic membrane; vesicle fusion; intracellular protein transport. Gene Ontology annotation, cellular component: SNARE complex; plasma membrane; endomembrane system. Gene Ontology annotation, molecular function: SNAP receptor activity; SNARE binding. The record is from RefSeq and is a predicted model, not a curated record.